GUGCCACUGGAGCCCGGCGGUUCAGAGCUUCGCCCGGGACGUCGGGAGGACGAGCAGAAAACCCACCCGAAAUUUUCAUCAUUUUACUACAAUAUUAAUCGUUCUUUAUUAUUUACUGUUUACACUCUCAAUCUACUUUAAAUAAUCGCCGAGCAACAAAUACAUUACACAGCUAUUUUUUAAAAUUUUAAAAUUUCAACCGUUUAAAUGCCACCGAAUUUUACGCGAAAAUAUGAAUUUUACUCGAAAUUGAGGAUUAUGUGAUGUGGCAAGUGAGUGAUGACGUGAACCGGUUUUUAAAAAUUUAUUUUAAUUGGUAAUCGCAGUUGCAAUUUGCUGGGGGUGGUGGUAGGAUUUUUUGAAAUAAAUUUGUGGCGGUGGCGGAGACGGUGACGGCGGCAGAUAAAAGUACGAGAAAAUAAGAAUUUGUUGUUUUUUUUUUUUUUGUUGAGAUAAUUGGAGUGAAUAUUGUAAUAAAUAUAAGUGUGCUGUAAUAAAUGUGCCGAAGGUGGUGCGCGCACUGAGAUGUUAGUCCAGCCAUGGUCCUGGUCGUUACCAUGAGGACAACUUCAUACGUCAACUAUUAUGUGCUUUGUCUUGUCUGUUGGAUAUUACUCGGUAUCACCGGAGUAAGCACGAGAUCUCACUCGUUGGUAAAAAGGUAUGCUGGUAUUUAUCAAGGUCCUUAUUUUGAUGAACACAGUUUGAAAAAUUAUACUGCCCAAUUGGGAACAAAUGCUUUUCUACCUUGUAAAGUCCGACAGCUUGGUAAUAAAUCGGUAUCAUGGAUCAGACGUCGAGACGCGCAUAUAUUAUCAGUCGAUAGAAUAAUGUUUAUAGCUGACGAGCGGUUCCAAACAAUAUACGCCGACGGUUCGGACACGUGGACCUUGAAAAUAAAUUAUGUCCAAGCCAGAGAUGAGGGGGAGUACGAGUGUCAGAUCUCGACGGAGCAAAAGAUGAGCCACGUCGUCAAUCUCAGUGUUAUCGUGCCAAAAGUAGAAAUCAUGGGUGACCAAGAGCGACAUGUAAAGACUGGCAGCACAGUGACACUAAGGUGUGUGAUAAAACAAUCAGUAGAGCAGCCGUCAUACGUAUUUUGGUUUCACGACGAGAAUCGCGUGCUGGGUGACCAGCGAGGAAAAGUGGAAGUUCACACGCCCGGUGGAACGGAAAAAAAUUUUGACAGUGUGCUGACUAUUCACAACGCACGUCUCGAAGACUCGGGUAAUUACACUUGCUCUCCCAGUCAAUUAGACAGCGCAAGUAUUCACCUCCAUGUACUCAACGGGGAGCAUCCAGCGGCAAUACAAAGAGGAAUUAGCGCCGCGCCUGGUGGCUGUCGCGCUCUUUGGUGGCUCGCGGGCUGCGUGAGCCUGUCCUUCAAUCAGGGCAGACGCACACUUGUCCUCGUCGUCCUUAUUGUCAUGCUCCUUGUCACUUAUCAGAGAUCUAUUCGUCUGGCCUACACUGUCGCACGAUAAUAAUCCUCUUAAUAAUAAUUAAAAAUUAUUAUUUAUUUUCUAAUCCACCACUCGCGGCAGUUUCAGUUGACAGGACGCAGGACCCAGGACUUUAGAUCUCUGAUCGGUUUUUUAAAUUUACUUUUUUUUGUCUGCCCGUUUUGUCGAUGGCUAAAGAAAACGCGGGUUUUUUAAAAAUAAAUUAUUAGGACAAGGAAAAAAAUGAAAAAGUCUUCCUGAGAUAUUCGUGAGCGAACGACUCAAGUCAGCAUCGAUUUUACUAUUAGGCGCGCCACGCUUCCGUUCUCCGGGGCAUUUCAAUUCGUCUACACUUCCUCGAGGAAACUCACCCUUGCUCUCAUUGCCUACAAUUCAUCACUAUUUUACUUUUAUAUGGGAAUUUAAUUUAUAAAAAAAUUUAAUUUAACCUCUGAUCUGAUGUCGAUUAUUAUUGUAACGGGUUACGAAAAUAAUUAAAAGCCGAAAUCAAAAGUCGUUCGUCCAAAUGCUCUAUUAAAUAAAAAAUAAAAAAAAAUUUUUUAAUAAUUAAAUAAAUUUUUUAUAAUAAAUAUCGUUAAAGCCGGGGGCGCUUCAGAGUUUAUUAAAAUUUUUUCGUUAUCGCGUAUUAUUUUACGCAAAAUAAUUACAAGAUAAAUAAAAAAAUAUCAUUUAUUUUCCU
Molecule: messenger RNA, 2142 nt
Organism: Microplitis mediator
Lineage: Eukaryota; Metazoa; Arthropoda; Insecta; Hymenoptera; Braconidae
Product: hemicentin-2-like
Exons: 4
Coding region: 540-1484 (314 amino acids)
Biological process (GO): synapse organization
Cellular component (GO): neuron projection membrane
Source: RefSeq, a predicted model, not a curated record